AUGGGAGGACGACCACGUGACUGCAACGAUAUUCCAGAUUGGUGUCCAAAUGGCGUUUAUAAAGUUUAUCCUAGAUAUACAACUGGAUUUAAAGUGUAUUGCGAAAUGAAAAUAGAUGGAGGACACUGGACUGUUUUCCAAAGGCGAGAAACCGGGUAUGUUGAUUUCCUUCGAGGAUGGAAUGAUUACAAACAUGGUUUUGGAUAUCUCAAGCAUGAAUUCUGGCUUGGAAAUAUAAAGAUGCAUUCUCUUACAUCACAUGGACAGUACGAAAUGAGAAUAGACUUAACAGACUUUGAGGGAAACCAUGCUUUUGCAAAAUAUAAACAUUUCAAAAUAGGUGCUGAAAGUACAAAGUUCAAACUGACAGCAAAUGGAUACUACGGCACUGCAGGUAACAGUUUGGAACACCAUAAUGGCUACAGUUUUUCUACCAGAGACCAAGAUAACGAUAAUGCUCCGAGUGGAAAUUGUUCGACUUGGUUCCCUGGCGGAUGGUGGUAUAACAGAUGCGUGACGGCUAAUCUGAAUGGCGUUUACUUCAUUAGAACACCAAUAUUGGAACACCGCGGUGUUUAUUGGCGAACUUGGAAAGGAAUAAACUACUCACUGAAAAACUCGGUGAUGAUGCUGCGAAGACUAUGAUGAACUGCAUUCAAUUUUGAUUAAAGUAUUUAGAA
Molecule: messenger RNA, 680 nt
Organism: Mytilus trossulus (common blue mussel)
Lineage: Eukaryota; Metazoa; Mollusca; Bivalvia; Mytilida; Mytilidae
Product: fibrinogen C domain-containing protein 1-like
Exons: 5
Coding region: 1-645 (214 amino acids)
Source: RefSeq, a predicted model, not a curated record